CCGAGUCUUCUUCUGACAACCGGAAACUCAUCCCUAUCCCCUCCACUCGCGAUCCUUUGAUAAAUCCAAUGAAGAAGGCAUUUGAGCAAACACCACACAUAGACGAUCUCGGUCUCUUACAGCAUUUUGAAAAACAUAUUGAUGACUGUGCAGCUGAAUGGACAGAAGCUCAGCAUGAUGUUUAUUAUGCACCAUAUACUGUUCUUUUCCAAGGAUCUGGGACAGGAAAGACAAGACUUCUUCAUCAGCUUGCUCAAAACUGCUUUCUUUAUACUUGUGCUUUCGUGAACCUACUAGCUCGGGACUUCCACUGGCAACAGUCCGUUUUCAUAAUUACUUUCUCAUGA
Messenger RNA from Paraglomus occultum, 347 nucleotides. The record is from the annotation of a GenBank genome assembly. NCBI's taxonomy places the organism in Eukaryota, Fungi, Glomeromycota, Glomeromycetes, Paraglomerales, Paraglomeraceae.